AGGUCUAACUAAACUUAAACCGUUAGGCUUAGGUAGUAAUUUUAGUAUUGAUCUAAAAUCUACUAAGGCAAGGCGUCUAAGGCCAUCAAAAGGGCAAUAAUUUAUGAAUAAUUAUAAUUGUCUAAAUUGUCAAAAAAAUACUUAAAAUAGUCGAGAGAGAUCUAUCAGACUAAUCAGAGCUAAUCUAGGAAAGACUAGGACUAGACUCUGGACUCUAGACUAGAUCAUACUAGAUGAGAUCUGAUCUAGAUUACCAUUCAUUGCUUUCUUAAAAAAAUGAAUCCAGAUGGCCAUGACUCUAAAGACAAUCAUGAAAAGAAAGAGAAAGCUUCUGGGCAUAAGAAAAAAGAAAAGGCAGCCAAGGGAAAGCGGAGGCCUAGAUCUAAUCAUGACACGUUCGAAGGAUGUUCCAGUAUGGCUUCUGAGCCGCUUGAUGGGGCCAGUAAUGUAGUCUUUCAAGAUAAUAAUCAUGCUUCAACAUCACAUGCUAGUGAUAGGACACCCUUUUUUACCACCUUUGACAGGGCUUGGCACCACCACCCUACCUACACAGAGGACCAGGACAGCUCAUUUACCAGAGGUCUAGGCACUUCACCACCUUCUAGACAGCGACCGUCAGAUGACGACAGCCAGGGUAGCGGUAGUCGCAGUCUAGAAUAUGACGUCUGGAGAAGAAGCCAUGAUUGGCACUCACACAGGCACCAACCUCCUACUCUUAGAAACAGGGGGACAAAACUAGGACAAAGUCACAGUAGUGAGAACACUGCGUCCUCUUCCAGCACAGCUCAAGAUUUUUCCCCUCCUAGACGACAUCGGUCUGGUCGAUCUGAGAAAAACUCUUCUCCGAGAGAUGGUGCUGUGUCAUUCCCAGACCUAGUGUCGUCUCAGGCAGAAGAAGCCAGAAGUCAAGAUGUAAAUUUAUUUCCUCGGGACGAUAGGAGCCCAUCCCUUUCUCCUCAUUUCACAGAUUUCUAUGCCAAUAUAUUAAGGGGCUUGGGUACAGAGAGUGAACCAUUUGAAAUCUCCCCAGAUCCCCCGUCUAGCUCAAGUAGUGUGGUGAUGUCAGAUGAAGCUAUGGCCCGGCAGUUACAGGAGGAAGAGUGGCACAGUGGAGGCCAUGUUCCUGCAUAUCCUUACUUUGAACACAAUAGUUUUUCUCCUAUGCGACGGCAAUCAAGAGCUCCAGCAAGGACAUUUUCAGACACUGGACCAUUUGGACUUUUAGACCUCGGUCAGCAUCAACGGCAGGCAUCUAGAAAUGAGGCUCGUGCAAGGGCAUCAAGAGCAAGUAGACGCAGGACACACAUGGAUCACAUGUCACAAAUGAGUAUGAGCUUCCUCACUGAUGACAUAACAUCCCUCAUCUUUGAAUUGUUUCACAACUAUGGCAUGUCCAACAUUGAUAUUGAGUCCCUGCUCAAUCCGAAUCUGAACCCAGGAGCAGUAGGUGAUCCCAUUCGUAAUGAUUAUGAGUCUCUAUUGGCAUUAGCGGAGAGACUUGGAGAAGUGAGCAAAGGUAUGAGUGAGGAAGACAUACAGCAGAUUCCUACCAGUAGGCAUGUCUGUGAUCCAGAUGGUGCCACAGCUGAUCCGGGAGGAGAGAAGCCCCAAUGCAACAUCUGCCUGAGUGACUACCAAGAUGGCGACGAGAUGAGGAACCUCCCUUGUAAACACAACUAUCAUGUGGUCUGUGUUGACCAAUGGCUCAAGAUCAAUGCUACCUGUCCAAUAUGCCGUGCUGAAUUGAAGAAAAGAAACUCCUGACCAGCUUCCUGUGACUAUAAUAGCCAGGAUUCGUCUCAGUGACAAUGUUAUUAGUAACACAUGACUUGACUGGGACAUCUAAGCCAGUGAUAUGUAUAAACAUCAUUUCUAUAACAGAAAACAAAAUGGCAUAACUAACAUGUAUUUUUUUUUUUUUUUACUGAUUUUGGUAAUUUUUUAUAAUCUGACGAGUGGUUUCCAGUAUUUGGGCUUUGAACCUCCUAUCAUAGAAAUCUGCUAUAUUUUUUUUUGUAAUUUCUCAUCUUUCGACCCGCAAAUUGUUUUUAAAAAAAAGUAAUUUCGACCCAGUUCUAUUUCCAGGUAAAACAAUCUUGUUGUUUAAAUAAUCUUUGCUUCGAUAGAUUAAGAAAAAAAACAAAGAACACACCAUCAGAAAAAAAGCUACUUCCAAUUAACCUUUCUCAUAUUUAUUCUGCCCAGGAGAAUGCUCCUUACAUGGAAACCACUUCUCUAAAUACAAUUUUUUUUUUGCUUUUAAAUUGCUCAUGCAUAACUUUUGUAUGUAUACUUUUAAUACAAUAUUCUUCAUUUUGUACAGAAUGCUUUUUAUUCCCUACCAUAUUUUAAUAGACUUUGGUCAAAUCAUUGAUUGGUUUAUAUGUCUAAAGGCAUUGUUUUUGAGAGAAACUUGAAUAAAAUGUUUCAGUAUGAUUCUUGGUAGUAGUCUAAAAUGAUUAUUUGAAUCCUGUAAAUAGUUUUUAAGUCAUCUUUGAUUUUUUCUUUUCUUUAUAAAUUUUGUUUUUUUAACCUAUUCAAUUCCAGCCCACUCUAAAUUUUAGACCUUUCAAAUCUCAAUCAAAAGGGGAUAGCUUGUGGGUUCACAUAAAAAUCAAUAAAAAAACAAUCUCCAAAGUAAAUAGAGUAAAUCCAUCUGCAAUUAAUGAGAAAUGAUUACUAUAUAUUGCAGUAUAAAAGCUUUUUGUUUUUACUAAUGAAUCUUCAAUGUUCUUGCAUGAUAAUGUGCUGGACCUACAAUUUUUGUUCUUAAAUCACCUUGGUCUUGGAUGAAGGCAUAAAGGCAAUUUUAGAAUAAUGCAUAUUCAGGUCUAAAUCUAGUCUCGUUCACUGCGUUCAUUAUCAUCAUUAACUUUUCCUAUUAUAUGAAGAUAAAGACCUCAUUUUGGGUCAUUAAAGUCCUUAAAUAAUUCAAUAACUUCAAUUAAACUUUACGACCCAGUGCCUCACGAUUUAUAGAUAUUGUUGAAAUUGAAAACCGAUCGCAAAACAGAUUUUUGUUAUAUUUUCCGCUAUUGGAAUUAAAAAAUAAAUUUACAGUAAGCUUCCUUGGCCUCUCUUAGGAACAUAUCUAGCGAGAUAUUCGUUUCAUUGGCUACUAAUAAGUCGCCAUAUAAGAAAUUGUAGACCAAGUGCUGAGCGUCCGUUUUUUGGCUGAAUGGGGCUUAGUAGGUAGUGGCCAUAUUUGUUGGCUAUGGGAUUGAAUGGGUUAAAUACAGCAGCAUGUAAAAUGAGUUCCAAGAAUGACAAUAAAUUUGGUGCGCAUGAACUCAUGAGUUGAAAGGUAUUUUGCUCAACACGAAUAUUUGUUUUCUAUGAGGAUUGAUUUUUUAAAAAUAUUUGGAUGAUAUGGAUUUUCUUUUUUUAUCUUUGUAUUUUAUUACUUGUGCAUGUAUUAGCCAUUGAGAUGUUCUUAUAAUUGACAAAACAUUUUAAAGACUGUAUCAUAGUGUAGUUAAACUAGUGAUAACGUUUCAUGUGUGAAUGCUAGACUUAUGUUUAAGUUGGUAGAAAAAAUUCAGUUUUUUUUUAAACAUAAGGGGGAAUGUAAAUAACAAAAUUUAGGCAUUAGGAUCAAUUAUCUUCUCUUUUGAUCUCUAAUUUGUUGGGUAAGAUUCAUGAACUGUAGAAAUAAACUAAAAAGUUGUCGGUGUUACAGAAGAAAAACAAAAAAGACUGCUAUGAAAUGAAAUGCUGAUAAGAUAAAAUGAAAUCACUGUCUGGAGACAAUCUUAAAACAUUGGCAUGAGCAAUACUUUUGAUGAAUUUUUUAGACCAAGAUUUUCACUUUUAAAAAAAUUUAUUACACAAGAGAAUUGACUUUUGAAAAUUGAUAUCAUUUUGUUGUUAAAGUUUCUAAGAAGUGUGCGGUACAGGUGGCACAGAAUGGACUAAGAUUUGCAAAGGGAUUCUGUGGAUAACAAAAAAUAAUAUUUAAACUGGUUCACUGAAUGAUACUGGAUCAUUUUAAAGAAGCAAAGUGUUUCAUUUUUUAUUGACAUGGGGGCAUCAGUUUUAAGUGAAUAAAUACUUUUUCUUCAUUUGGAGACACUUUAAACAUUCAAAUUUUGUUGCCAUCAAUCACUUGGUCGUUGUUACAUUGUUUGGGGCUUGAUAAAACUGUAAUGGGCAUUAAACUAAAUUUAAAUUUGAUGUACAGUGUAAAGAGUUUAAUCGAUUUUAGUAAUGUAGUGUUCUGUAUAAUAUUGAUAAUAAUCAUAUAUAUUACACUGUAGACAAGGAUACAGAAAUCUCAUGGUGCUUUUUUACCAACAUUAACAUCGUUAAUGUGCGUAACAUGUUUGCCAAAACAAAGUGCACAUACAAUACUAGGGUCCCUUUUGCAGUCAGUCCAGAUAUAAUGCUAAUAUUAAGAUUGAGAGAACUUUACACACCCUUGAAUAAUACCAGCUCUUUCAUUACCUUUCCCCUCUGAUGAAGUGAUGCUUUAUUUGAAGCUGAUAUAUAAAAAAUUCAAUUUAUACAAAUAUUGUACAAAAAUCUCUUUAUAUUACAUCUAGAUCUUGACACAAUUUACUAGAUUAUAUAAGAAUAUUAAUUAUAGUACUUCUUGCUAAGUCAUUUUUAAAAUUAUGCGGAGGUUCAUUUUAAAAUGUUACAAAUUUCUGUCUUCGUUCUUCAUAUAGUUGGAAACUUGUCCGUUUCUUUUCCAGUUGAAAUUGUGACUUUGUAGAAACACAAGGAUGUUAUAUUGCAGUGUUUCCCACACUUUUGACCUAUGUGUACCCCUUUUAUAAUUUUUGUAACACAGAGUACCUUACGUCCCCCCCCCCCCCUUCUAUGUAAUUGCAUCUAUUUGCUGAAAAAACAGAUCAUAUAAUUGGUUUCCUGGUUGUUAAUUUUAAUCUGAGAUGCUGUUCCACAUUUAAUAGUCUGUUCCUUUUUUUUUGACAAAUUCUGAAAAAGCAACCUCUCAUGAAUAUGAAGUUGGAAAAGACAAGAUGUAUUUCAGAUGCAGAGAGUUACAAUGCGUGACGAUCCUAACCUUUUUUAAACCACACAAAUGAAAUGUAUAUUUUGACCUGUAACAAAUGUGUCACUCCACCACCCAAACUCUGAAGUAAAUCACUAAUGCCAUUUGGUACAUCAAAACUAUAAAUCUUUUACAAAUAAGUAUUCAAUUGAUGGGAUCAAUGUUUAUAUUUCUACAUUCUAGACACUAUGGUAAAAUAAAAUGUAAUCUUUUUGACCUUGAAAAACAUCCCUAUCCAUUACCCAAUCUUUGUGAAUUUU
This is a messenger RNA of Biomphalaria glabrata, 5274 nucleotides long. RefSeq lists its product as uncharacterized. NCBI's taxonomy places the organism in Eukaryota, Metazoa, Mollusca, Gastropoda, Planorbidae. The transcript is spliced from 9 exons. Gene Ontology annotation, molecular function: ubiquitin protein ligase activity. The record is from RefSeq and is a predicted model, not a curated record. The coding region runs from base 277 to 1764 and encodes 495 amino acids.